Messenger RNA from Nicotiana attenuata, 831 nucleotides. Its product is annotated as putative protein TPRXL. Bases 1 to 831 code for a protein of 276 amino acids. The transcript is spliced from 2 exons. The record is from RefSeq and is a predicted model, not a curated record. Lineage: Eukaryota; Viridiplantae; Streptophyta; Magnoliopsida; Solanales; Solanaceae.
AUGGAGCAAUCAACAACAACAAAGGCAGAGAAAAAUCAAGAAGAAUGGAAAACAGUGUCUUUUACUAAAGGAAGGCAACAAGGUGCAAGAGGUAAUCAAAAACACAACAAUACAAAUCCGAUCAAAAACGCCAAUGGCCCAGGUAUCUCUGUCAAAUUGUUCAAUGCCAACACUGGACUCGAUCAUCAUUCUUCACGACAGUCAGUACCUAACCCAACUGGUUAUGGAAGGCAUGAGGUUGGCCAUGAACAACUACCUCAACCAGGUUUGGCUCAACAAUAUCCUUCAACCCCUAGCACUCUCAAUGAACCCUCAGCUAGUGCAUGCAAUGAGAAACCAAUGGAACUUACCACCACACUUCAACCCAAUCUACCUAUAGAAUGCUCUCCUGGACAUGCCUUUCUUCAUGCCAGAGAUAUUAACCCAACUCAAUCCCAUAUUCCUGCCAUGGGAACAACCUCAGCCAGCCCAGGAGCCACCAGUUCCACCACCUCAUCAACGACCUCCAUCCCCACCCUACCACCAAGUCCAGGAACCAGUACCAGUAGAAGCAGAAAUGGAGGAGGAAGAGGAACCCCUCAAUCUACUCUUAGAAAGAGUCCUAGAAAUCUCAAGUCUCGAAGGAGUAAAAGUGUUUAUCUUCACGGAGAGGCAAGAGAAGAGGCACGUGCUCAGUUGCCCACUAGCAUUAUACAAAUGCUCGAUGGACAUAAGACCACCUCAGGAUCCAACAGUGGGCAACAGAGCCAUGACCCUAGUUUCAUCAAUGAGAAGGAACCCAGUCCUAGGGGUAGUGAGGGAGAAUGGGGAUCCGGCAAACUUGAAUCUUAA